AUGACUGCGCUCUACUUCGCUCUCGUCUCCCUCCUCUCUCUCGCUCUUCUUGCCUUGCUCUCUGAGCUCCUCUACCUUCUCCACUGCCGUCUCCGGGCUCCCUCCACCGAUCCCGAGCUCGGCCGCUCUUCCCCCGGCCGGACCCGCAGGGCGUUCCUCCUCCUCGUCGCUCCCUGCUUCAAGCAUCGCUCCCGCGUCGAGCCUGCCGCCGCAGAUCACGCCCCUCCGAAGCCUCCGCUGUCUUCCCCGAAUCCGGCGGCCGAGGAGGAAGAGGAGGAGCAGGAGUUCGUCCGGUGGCAAGAGAUGCACUUGGGACCCUCGCGCUCCCUCUACAGCAUCGCCGAGGAGGCGGAGGAAGGGCACGAUGAGGACGCCGAGGAGGAGGAAAAAGAAGACACGCCAUUCGCUACGCCUUGUCCGUCGCCGGAAUUCUACACCCCGUUGCCAUCUCCGCCUCGGGCCGCGGAGGCGGCGGCUGCCGACGAGGUUGUGCUGGUAGAAGCCAAUUCAAGUUUCCGUUCCCUACGGCUCUUCUGCUCAGCUCAGCUGUAG
This is a messenger RNA of Zingiber officinale, 552 nucleotides long. RefSeq lists its product as uncharacterized. The record is from RefSeq and is a predicted model, not a curated record. Bases 1 to 552 code for a protein of 183 amino acids. The transcript has a single exon. Lineage: Eukaryota; Viridiplantae; Streptophyta; Magnoliopsida; Zingiberales; Zingiberaceae.